Messenger RNA from Dendronephthya gigantea, 1879 nucleotides. RefSeq lists its product as uncharacterized. Bases 86 to 1879 code for a protein of 597 amino acids. The transcript has a single exon. Lineage: Eukaryota; Metazoa; Cnidaria; Anthozoa; Malacalcyonacea; Nephtheidae. The record is from RefSeq and is a predicted model, not a curated record. Gene Ontology annotation, molecular function: nucleic acid binding.
CCUCGACCAACAUUUAGAACUGUGGGAACGCCAGUACCCUGAAAUCGUUAAAGAGAUUCGCGAAGGGCUGUACGUGGACGACCUAAUGGUUGGCGGUGCAUCAAUUGACAUUGUGCAAGAAAAGAAAGACACGUCCAUCGAAGUUUUCCAAGACGCCUCUUUUACGCUUCAUAAAUGGCACUCAAAUGCCAGAGAACUUGAAGCCAGCGGUAGUUCAGCAGCAGACGAUGAAUUGACCUAUGCUAAGCAGCAGUUAGGGACGAGCCGACCGGGCACAAAGCUUUUAGGACUACCUUGGGACAAGGAUAAAGACACCCUGAAGGUUGGGCUGCACAAAGAUGAAACUAUCACCACAAAACGAGGCGCUCUUUCUCAACUAGCAAAGAUCUAUGACCCCCUCGGUCUGGCCUCGCCAACGACCCUGCAAGGGAAAUUUAUUUACCGUGAGAUGUGUGAAAGCAACAUAGCCUGGGACGGUGAACUCCCAGCAGAGCUGAGAAAACAAUGGAUCGACUGGGUUUCCAAACUUCCUAGAUACGUUGAAGUUGAGCGAACUCUGGCACCACAUCAUCAACCAAUCUUAGAAAUCGUAUUGCACGCAUUUGGAGAUGCUAGCAUAAAAGGGGUUAGCGCUGUUGUCUACGCGGUCGUCCGACAGGAGAAUGGGACAUCGCAAGGACUCGUCUGCUCAAAGUCUCGGUUAGCAAAGCGAAAUUUAACCAUUCCCCGGCUUGAGUUAGUGGCCGGUCACAUGGCGAUCAAUCUGGUGACUAACGUCCGGUUAGCUAUCAAUCUAUUCCCAGUGUCAGUACACUGUUGGCUUGACUCGACUGUGGCACUCUUCUGGAUUCACGGGCACGGGGAGUACCGGCAGUUCGUUGCGAACAGGGUGCGCAAAAUACAGGAGCAUCAGGAGGUCAAGUGGCAUUACGUGCCGACCAGUGAGAACCCCGCGGAUCUGGGUAGCCGUGGCGGAAGUGUCGAACAUAAUCAACUAUGGAACCAUGGCCCGAGUUGGUUGAGCGAAGAAACUAGUUGGCCAUCGGACAAGAUCUUAGAGCCCAACGAGGAAUCUAACGCUGAGUUAAAGGUGACUCGAAGCAUCUUCGCAAUGACAACUCACGUCCGUGAUGACUUCGACCGACUACUUGAUGCUUACGAAGUUCACAAGAUUCUGCGAAUUUGUGCAUGGAUUCGGCGAUUUAUCCGGAACUGCAGGACGAAAGCAGGGGUUCGGCAAGACGGCCCACUAGUCGCAAGUGAGAUUGAACAACAGAGACUUUGGUGGAUUAAACGAGCACAACUAGAAUGUCAAGGAAGAGCCAGUUUCAAGGAAGAGCAGCUACAACUGAAUCUGCAGCUAAACAACGAAAAUAUCCUUGAAUGUAGAGGGCGAAUUGAAGGAGAGUUUCCAAUCUACCUGCCAGACAGUCAUCCCUUUACGAACGGAAUUGUACGACAAGCACACCUAUUGACUUUACAUGGGGGUGUGUCCCUGACAAUGGCAAAGGUACGCGACGACUAUUGGAUUCCCAGAUUGCGCCGUUUGGUCAAGAAAGUGAGGAGUGCCUGCUGGGGUUGUAAGAGAUUUAGAGCACAAGCAUAUCAGGCGCCACCCCCAGGAAACCUUCCAAGCACACGGACACAAGGGUCUGCGCCAUUCCAAGUAAUUGGCGUAGACUUCGCUGGCCCGAUUUACUAUCAAUCAAAACCUGGAACUGAAAACAAGGCAUAUCUAGCGCUGUUUGGUUGCAGCCUGACACGGGCCGUGUAUCUAGAUUUAUUGAAGUCAAUGGAAGCACCUGAGUUCAUACUGAGCCUGAAACGGUUUAUCGCACGUCGAGGCAGGCCAAAGCUUAUUACUCGGACAAUGCUUUGA